Molecule: messenger RNA, 1006 nt
Organism: Capsella rubella
Lineage: Eukaryota; Viridiplantae; Streptophyta; Magnoliopsida; Brassicales; Brassicaceae
Product: protein HHL1, chloroplastic
Exons: 6
Coding region: 76-768 (230 amino acids)
Source: RefSeq, a predicted model, not a curated record
GAAAUCAUCAUCCUCAAAAAACUCUCGUUUACGACGAACACAGAACACACUAGUGGGUGAAUCUUCUGGUGCGUAAUGGAAGUGAGUAUGUCUCUGAACGCGUUAACUCGGCUUCCCCUGAAGAACACGGGAAGAUUCGAAGAGGUUGGUUUAGCUAGACACUCGCUGUUUAGCUCGAGAACGGCAUGUCGAGAGACGGCGGUGCAGCAGCGGCGGAUGGCUUUUGUGGUAGAGGCUAAGGGGAAGAAAGGUAUGGCUGCUCGUCAGUAUCAACGUACUCCUCCUCCUAUGCCUAAGAUUGAAGAAGAUGGAAACCCAAGAUUCGUUAUCUUCAUCCGUAUGGCCAAUGUGUAUCUUUGGUAUCCUCUUAGUAUAAUUGCUGGUGGUACCACUGCCAAGAUCAUGGUUGCUGCAAAAGAUAACCUUUUGGGGAAGUAUAUCUACAAAGACACCAUUGCAAGGAACAUUGCCGCUGUUAUUUACAGAGAUGAGAAAGAAAUACAAAAGACAGCAAUAAAGCAGCACCGUGUCUUGCGUUCAGCCACUGACUUUCGAUAUGGCUACAAACUUGUUGAAAACGGAAAUAUGAGAGCUGCACUUAGUACCUCAGAUGUUAUCGAGCUCCCAACCCAGGACCAGCUUAAAACAGUGUUCGACAAAGUUAAAGACUAUUUCGGCGAUGCAAAAGAGUCAUUCGGAAAGUUAACAUCGCUGAAUCCUGGAACAGACGAAAAAACUGAAGAAACCCCCGAUGAGAAAGCCAAGUAAGUAUAAACAGGGCCUAAAGCAGAACAAUUGACACUUGGUUGGUUGAUUUUGAUGUCUCAACCAUAUCCGGAUGGGCUGCAGAAGGUCAUUGGAUACUACGAGAUUACCGCUAUCUUGUGCACAUUUUCUUUAUACAUCUCUCACAGAAACAGCUUCUGUUAAAUCUCUUGUAACAUAUAACUUAUUGUGAAUUUGUAGAUUUGUUGAAAGAAAGAGCCGUUGGUUACAACUUGCGAGA